AUGGACAACACAUUCUUUGGCCAGGAUGCGGAUGAUGAAGAUGAAGGUGGAGGCCCAAACUUCUUUCUUGACCCGUUGCUUGAACAACGCUGUUACCUUCCCCAACUAGUGACAAUUGAUCCGAUUGCUCCUGGCGCAACAGGUGGUGCCGCACCCCCUGUAGAACCCUCAUUCGGAACCUUUCAACCGAUGAAUGGCAUUAGCGGCCUGGCUGAUACGGCUAUAUUGAAUCAAUCAGAAUCUACUGGAGAUUACAUGGAUUGUUUGUCUCUGUAG
Messenger RNA from Penicillium brevicompactum, 276 nucleotides. RefSeq lists its product as uncharacterized. The record is from RefSeq and is a predicted model, not a curated record. Lineage: Eukaryota; Fungi; Ascomycota; Eurotiomycetes; Eurotiales; Aspergillaceae. Bases 1 to 276 code for a protein of 91 amino acids. The transcript has a single exon.